CAUAAUGUCACUGCCAUGGUUGGAGCUGCAGUUCUUGGCUUCCCCUAUGCUAUGUCUCAGCUUGGAUGGGGUUUAGGCAUUACGAUUUUGGUCCUUUCAUGGAUUUGUACAUUGUACACUGCAUGGCAAAUGAUUGAAAUGCAUGAAUCCGUAUCAGGAAAAAGAUUUGACAAGUAUCAUGAAUUAAGCCAGCAUGCAUUUGGAGAAAGACUUGGUUUGUGGAUUGUGGUGCCUCAACAAUUAAUGGUGGAGGUUGGCAUUGAUAUAGUUUACAUGGUUAUUGGUGCAAAAUCUCUUAAGAAACUUCAUGAGAUUCUUUGUGAUGAUUGUGAGCCUAUUAAGACAACUUAUUUCAUUGUGCUGUUUGCUUUUGUUCAAUAUGUUCUCUCCCAUCUCCCUAGUUUCAACUCCGUCGCUGGUAUUUCCCUCGUCGCGGCUGCCAUGUCUCUGAGCUACUCAACCAUUGCUUGGAUAGCUUCAAUUCACAGGGGUGCCUUACCAGAUGUACAAUAUAGUAGCAGAUAUUCAACAAAAGCAGGAAAUAUUUUUGGCAUAUUUAAUGCUUUGGGGGAUAUUGCAUUUGGUUAUGCUGGCCACAAUGUGAUUUUGGAGAUUCAAUCAACAAUCCCUUCCACUCCUGAAAAGCCCUCCAAAGUAUCCAUGUGGAGGGGAAUGAUCAUUGCUUAUUUAGUUGUGGCUUUGUGUUAUUUUCCGGUCACUAUCUUUGGUUAUCGGGCUUUCGGAAACUCUGUUGAUGAUAACAUCCUUUUGUCACUUGAGAAACCUCGUUGGCUUAUUAUUGCUGCUAAUAUAUUUGUUGUUGUUCAUGUGGUUGGAAGUUAUCAGGUCUAUGCCGUCCCGGUGUUUCAUAUGUUAGAAUCAUUUCUAGCAGAGAAGAUGAAUUUCAAGCCAUCUCGGUUUCUUCGAUUCGCAAUUCGAAAUUUAUAUGUUUCAAUUACCAUGGUCCUUGCAAUUACAUUUCCUUUCUUUGGUGGGCUUCUCAGCUUUUUUGGGGGAUUUGUAUUUGCUCCAACCACAUAUUUUCUCCCUUGCAUAAUGUGGAUUUUUAUUUACAAACCCAAGCUAUUUAGCUUGUCUUGGUGUGCAAAUUGGUUUUGUAUUGUAUUCGGAGUCUCAUUGAUGAUAUUAGCUCCUAUUGGCGCUUUGAGGCAGGUCAUACUGCAAGCUAAGGACCACAAAUUUUGCUUGCUGAAAUGA
Molecule: messenger RNA, 1218 nt
Organism: Medicago truncatula (barrel medic)
Lineage: Eukaryota; Viridiplantae; Streptophyta; Magnoliopsida; Fabales; Fabaceae
Product: lysine histidine transporter 1
Exons: 7
Coding region: 16-1218 (400 amino acids)
Source: RefSeq, a predicted model, not a curated record